CAAAUUUCUGUUACUAAACUCGAAUAUCAUGAACAUCACAGACACACGAAAAACAUUUACACACAACAAACUAAUCACUAAAAUCAGAUAGGAAACAGAGAGAAGAGAGUGGUAUAAGAAAGAAAACACCAAGAGGAGAAAAAAUGGCACAGGCAAAACCUGUGGAGAAACCCCAAGAAUCCUCUGACAUGGAAGUGAAAGAUACAGGGAACACUACUUCCUUCAAAUUCAAUGCUCAGGCACCUGAAUUUGUUCCCAGAUCGCAUACCCAGAUGCCGAUUUCGGGUUAUUUCUAUCCCUGCUUUCACUUUCUUGGUGACACUGCUUCCCCGGAUUGGUUUUACAUUGGGGACCAAGAAUUACCUCCUUAUUUGAUCUCCAAUCCCAAUAUUCCUAUAACCAAUCGAUCCAAGAAUGUGCUACCCGAUGAGCUUCAGCAGAAAAUCAUCAAACAGGUGGAGUACCAGUUCAGUGACAUGAGUCUGUUAGCAAAUGAAUCAUUAGCAAAACACAUGAGUAAAGAUCCUGAAGGAUAUGUUCCGAUAUCUGUUGUUGCUUCUACGAAAAAGAUGAAGUCACUUAUUAGUAACAACCAUAUGCUUGCACAAGCAGUCCGGUCCUCUUCAAAGCUUGUUGUAAGUGAUGAUGGAAAGAAGGUUAAACGUAAGCACCCUUUCACUGAAAAAGACAAAGAAGAAUUGCAGUCUCGUACUGUUGUGGCAGAGAACUUGCCAGAAGAUCACUCUCAUCAAAACCUAGAGAAGAUAUUUAGUGUGGUUGGGAGUGUGAAAACUAUCCGAAUAUGCCAUCCCCACGAAUCCAAUUCUUCCCGGUCCAAAGGUGAUUUCAUUAUUAGCAACAAGCUCCAUGCGCUGGUGGAGUACGAGACAACAGACAUAGCAGAUAAAGCGGUUGAUAAGUUGAGUGAUGAGAGGAACUGGAGAAAAGGACUCCGAGUAAGGACUUUGGUCAGACGCUCGCCAAAAUCCGUUUUGAAGAACAGAAAGUCUGAAUUCGAUAUUUUAGAGGAUGAUGACACACCACACUAUGAAUCUGCAGAAGAUAGUUCUCAGCCAAGCCACAUUGAUCUGGUUAUUGAUAGUAUGAAUGCUGAAGAAAAUUCAAUGGGAUCCAAGAAAGGAUGGGCAUGGGGACGUGGGAAGGCCCGGGGGCGUAGUGCGAGCCAGAGUGGACGUGGCCUGAUUGCUCCAUCUCCGCAAUCAAGCUGCGCUAUACAGUGUGAAGCCUCUGCCAAACCAAAUACAAAGGGCCCGAGAAUGCCAGACGGGACUAGGGGUUUCACCAUGGGAAGAGGCAAGCCAUUAAAAACCACCAGUUCGCCUUAAGAGUGAUGGAUGGUGGCUCAUUCUUGUUCUGGUCUACUUAGGUACUAGUACAUGUCUGGCUCUGUCUUCCCUGCAAGUCUUGGAAAAAGGGGAAGUGGAUUAAGUGGCCAUUAAAUGUGUAAUGGAUUAUACCUGGUGUUGCUGAUUUUGUUGGUUUAUUCGGUGAUGUAUAAUAUGUGGUAAAGUGUGGGAAUAGCUCACCAUUUUUUGUUUCUCAUCUUUUAUAGAGCUACUUUGCCUUUUUCAUGGGAACUCAGUUCUUUUUGUACAAUUCUAUUUGAAUAAUAAUGGAUUUGGUGGUA
Molecule: messenger RNA, 1648 nt
Organism: Rosa chinensis
Lineage: Eukaryota; Viridiplantae; Streptophyta; Magnoliopsida; Rosales; Rosaceae
Product: la-related protein 6C
Exons: 10
Coding region: 144-1346 (400 amino acids)
Biological process (GO): RNA processing
Cellular component (GO): nucleus
Molecular function (GO): mRNA binding
Source: RefSeq, a predicted model, not a curated record